Pararge aegeria (speckled wood butterfly) is the source of this 1267-nucleotide messenger RNA. Its product is annotated as lipase 3-like. The transcript is spliced from 5 exons. Bases 35 to 1267 code for a protein of 410 amino acids. Lineage: Eukaryota; Metazoa; Arthropoda; Insecta; Lepidoptera; Nymphalidae. Gene Ontology annotation, molecular function: hydrolase activity, acting on ester bonds. The record is from RefSeq and is a predicted model, not a curated record. Gene Ontology annotation, biological process: lipid metabolic process.
CAUCCGCACCUCGACCACCGAAAAAAAAACUAUAAUGGCAGCUAUAAAGCUGGUUUUAGAAGUUCUGUUUUUGUAUGCAUCUGCUUGUUUUGGUUCAGUAGUAGCAAGUGAAGAAGGGUUGGAAAACCUCUACAAUAAUAUCAAGGAAGACGCUACAUUGGAUACUUUUACUCUCGUGAGGAAAUACGGCUACCCAUGUGAAAUACAUCGCAUGUACACAGAAGACAAGUAUGUCCUUGAGAUGCAUCGAAUUCCAUAUGGUAAAUACAACACCAGUAGGGAGAACCGACCCGUAGUGUUAUUGCAACAUGGACUGCUAUCAACAUCUGCUGAAUGGGUCUUAAUGGGAACCGAUAAAGGAUUAGGCUACCUCCUAGCUGAAGCAGGAUAUGACGUAUGGAUGGGUAACGCUAGGGGCAACACGUAUUCACGCAGCCACGUCUCAAUAAAACCAUCCUCGACAAUAUUUUGGAAGUUUAGCUGGCACGAGAUCGGCUACUACGACCUGCCAGCCAUGAUAGACUACGUUAUAAAAGAAACUGGUUGUCCGAAAAUCCAGUACGUGGCAUUCUCUCAGGGGACCACAGCAUUCUGGGUUAUGGCUUCAACGAGACCGGAGUAUAACGACAAAAUUAUAGCAAUGCAGGCUCUAGCUCCCGUUGCUUAUGUUGGGAACAUCAGAAGUCCUCUCAUCAAGGCAAUUGCGCCUUUUACUAAUUCUUUAGAAAGAAUAAUGCGUUUGAUCGGCUCUAAUGAGUUUAUGGCGAACGGCUGGAUAAACGAGAUAGCGGGACAAAAGCUAUGCCUCGAGGAAUCCAUCACACAGUCCCUAUGCACUAACAUAUUAUUUCUACUAUGUGGAUAUAACGCUCAACAAUUGAACAGAACAAUGCUUCCAGUUGUUUUAGGUCACACUCCAGCUGGCGCGUCCACAAGGCAAAUGAUUCAUUUCGGACAAUUGUAUAAUUCAAAAAAAUUCACGAACUUCAAUCACGGUUGGCUCAAAAACAAACGCACUUAUGGCACGUUCACACCACCCGCUUACAACUUGAGUGCCAUAACAACACCGAUUUUUUUGCAUUACGGCGAUAACGACUGGCUUGCGGCCCCAGAAGACGUAAACUAUCUAUGGAGAGAAAUAAAAUCCGUUAUAGGUAAAUACAGAGUGCCGCAUCCGAAAUUCAAUCAUUUGGAUUUCAUAUUCGCGAUCGAUGCAAAAAAACUUAUAUACAAUCGCAUAAUAAAUAUUAUGUCGCGUUUUAUUUAA